AGGUGAUACGUCAUGUCACAACCACUCCCGAGGUGCCAUUGCCCAAGAACGCCAGUCGUUCCUCUGAUAUCCACAGGAGGAGUUCCUCUGGGAAAUAUCCCCCUGUCACGCAUCAUCCCCGCCUGGCUACGAAGUCCUCUGACCUCAGAUGAUGAUACUGACGCUUCCCUGGCAUAUACUGUCUAUCCCUUUAGCCCGGAACCUUUCUUCUAACUCCCUUAUGUUCCCCUUCUGAACUCCUCCGCGCAGUCUCCUCAGCUCCUGUUGAUUAGCUACCACAGUAAUCUCUUUCGUUCUUCCCUGCUCCUCCGCCAUGUCGACCGCACCAAACCAGACCCCCUCCUCGCAAACUCCCCUGCCUUCCUCUCAACCUCCCUCUGACACGGCUGUCAGCAUCCAUGACAAGUCACCAUCAUCUAUCCCCAUCAAAAGGUCACACAGUCCCAAGCGUUCCGUCUCCGCUCCCCCGGCGCAAGCCGCCACCCUCGGCGACAGUCCCGGGGGAGCCUCCGUCGCAUGGCUGCGCGACACGUUGCUUCACCACGCCAACCGCUCGUUGGCUCUUUCGACCAAGCUCACCGGGUUUCACGGCUGUCCGUCACCCCUCGGAACCGCUGGUUCCCUCUCUAGUAGUCCUUCAUUCUCCUAUUCGUCGUCCAUCUCUCUCACGUCCUUUUUUAAAGGUAGUAGUGCUUUCGCGAGCAUCGGUACCGGCGGCGGCUCUCUCUGCGGAAAGAAGCGCGCCGCGAGCUCCCGGGAGAUCUGGUUCGUCCUGCUGUCCUUCCUCUCGCUGCUGCUCCUCGCCGACAUGCUGCGAAAGAAUCACAUGUUACUGUUACAAUCCGCAUCCGUCGGUAUCGAGUUCCUCUUCGUGCUGUCCCGCGAGAGCGCGUACGCGCGUGGCUUCCGCGUGCUCUCCACGUGGGAGAAGGCCUCCGGAGUGCGCUUCGCCAACGUGGCAGUGGUCAACAUGGAGGACGCGGAAUUCGCGCGUUUCAACACGACGCGUCGAUUAAUCCCCUUGGCGGUUCCGCACGCGCCGGAGUAUUUAGAAUGGAAGCAGCUCUACCCGGAGUGGGUGAACGAAACGAAGCCGAACAGCUGCCCAUAUUUGCCGGAAGCGCGGUGGCAGAGCGGGCGAAAGCAGGCGGACGCGCUGUUGGCUCGCGUGGAGUGUCGCGAGCCGGUAACCGGAUGGGCGAAAGACGUGGAGUGGCAGCACAUGUUACUGUCGCUGGCGAAUCUGAUUAUCCAGGCUGACAAGCUGUGGAUGCCGCUCGUUCUCAUCUCCGAGUGCCGGCCGCCGUUGAACCUCUUGCCGUGCAGCCGGCUGGUCAGACGGGACGGGCCGGUCUGGCUGUACAACCUGACGGCCAGCGACCUCAAAGCGCGGCUGCAGCCGGCAGGCUCGUGCGGCAUGGCGCAGCCGACGCUGUCGGCCGAAGAGCCGCCUGCUGUGGGCACCGUUGCCUACGCCACAGUGCUCCAUACAGUGGAGAACUACGUGUGCGGCGCGAUGGUGCUGGCGCACAGCAUUCGGCGCAGCGGCAGCCAGCACGACAUGGUGGUGCUCGUGUCGCCCGAGAUCACCAACCGCAGCCGCGACGCGCUCCGAGAGGCGGGGUGGAAAGUGAAAGAGAUUGAGAAGAUCCGGAAUCCGUAUGGGAGCAAAACAUCGUAUAAUCAAUGGAACUACAGCAAGCUGCGCCUGUGGCAGCUCACGGAGUACUCGUCGGUCAUCUUCGUGGACGCGGAUCUGCUCGUGCUGCGCAAUCUCGACCACCUCUUCGCCUUCCCCGACCUGUCAGCGCGCGGCAACGACCAGACCGACUUCAACUCCGGCCUCAUGCUCAUCCGCCCCUCCCAGUGCACCUUCCGGGAGCUCUUAGCCAACGUGCACACCAUCAGAUCGCCCAACGGCGGGGACCAGGGCUAUUUGAACAACAUCUUCACCUGGUGGCACCGCCUCCCGAAUUCCUACAACACGCUCAAGCACAUCUGGGCGUCAGAACCCACAGAACGCGCCCUAGAACUAGCCACCAAGAACCGGUGGUUCUCAGACGAUCCGGCUGAGAUCCACACGAUCCACUACCUCGGCCGCAAGCCGUGGCAGUGCUACCGCGACUUUGACUGCACGUGGCUGUACCCCUGGGACCACAACUUCGCUAACGAGGCGGCUCAUAAGCGGUGGUGGGGUGUGCACGACUCCAUGCCGGAGAGUCUCCAGCAGAUGUGUUGGUUGAGGAAUGAAGAUAAGACUGAGAUGGAGUUUAGGAAGAGGGGGCUGGAGAAGAAGGGUGCCCCCCCGGCGUUUUGGAAUUUCACGGUGACCGACCCGAGGAAGGAUUAUUGUUUUCCCGGGCAGAAGACGUGCGUGUGGCAGCUGUACCUGAAAAACUGGAAACGGCGGUAGUUUGAAUCGGGUGAUGAGGGGAGAGAUGGGUCAUAAGCGGUGGCGGGGGGUGCAUGACUCCAUGCCGGAGAGCCUCUAGCAGAUGUGUGUGUGGCAGCUGUACCUCAAGAACUGGAAGUGUAGCCAACUAGGCAGCAUAGGGAAUCUGCCACCACGUAUGGGGUAUGCAACUGCUGAUGAGAAGCAGAAGACGUGUGGCAGCUGCCAGAAGACCUGAGGCGGUAGGCUUAACAAGACUAUGAGGAAGGGUGGUAAGGGAAAAGGGGUUCCUACUAGCAGCGUAUGGCGUAUGCUUAAAGUCAGACGGCAUUGAGGGCAAAGGCGGAAAGGAUGGGUGGGGAUCCUAUUAGCAGCGUAUGGUACAUGUUCGAGCCAGACGACAUGCAAGAGCAGACGGCGUGUAGGUGGGAACUGCUACCUGUGCCUGGAAGCGGUAGGUGGAGGAGCACUGGAAGCAGCAGUCAUGGCAACUUGUAGGUAGCAAGGUUAAGGGAAGCUGCUGACCAGAGAAUUGAAGAGAGUGCCUGGUGAAGAGCUGAGAAGACGUGCUUUUGGCGGCAGCGGUGCCUGGUGAAGCCAGUUAGGUGAUGAUGGAUUGGGGUUGCAGACAGAUGGGGAGAAUGCAAUAGAGUGAUGGAGACAAGGGGCGAUAAUAGAUUAGGUGACGAAAGGCGAUGAACGAGGUGAUGCAGUGCAGUACUGUCCUGCUCGGCCAGGGCAAUGAUGUGCAUCUGGUUUAUCAGGAUUGGCCCACUGCGAAUUAGCUGCGGGAAUUCUGCAGGGUGGUGGAGGCUAGGCUCGUACUGUAGAUCCAACUGCCAGUUUGUACUAGUUAAGAGUGCUAAACUCAGAUUCUGUUGGUCAAAUUGUGAUGUAAGAUGCUGCUUUGCAUGUUGUGAAGGUAGUGCAGGA
Molecule: messenger RNA, 3325 nt
Organism: Closterium sp. NIES-67
Lineage: Eukaryota; Viridiplantae; Streptophyta; Zygnematophyceae; Desmidiales; Closteriaceae
Source: the annotation of a GenBank genome assembly